AUGGGCGAAAUGGCCGCCGAGUCGCACGAAAGCAAAGGGCAGCAGCCGGCUGAGAGCACCGCAAACAAUGAAGCAGCCCAGCGGGAGGCCUACGAUUACUGGGGGUAUUUGCUGCAACCAGACAAAUGCGGCACACCAAGGCUGGACCGCCUGCUGAAGGGAAUCGCACAGGUCAUUAGUGACAAGUUCGAGCCCAGCGACUCUCCCGACCUCACGCCAUCCCAGAUCGCAGCAUGGUACCGUGCAGUGGGUGGGAACUACGACGUCCUCUUCACCGAGACGCCUCCCUCCUCGAUCGCCUUCAUCUACCGCUCCCUCGGCGCUUACCACAGCUUGCAACCGUCGGCAAACGACGAUGGCUACUCUUCACCUGGCAUUCCUGCGCUCAAGAAACAGGGCUUCGUGACAUGGCAGACAAUCCAGCUGUUGCUCGGCCCGCAGGAGCAUGUGCCCUUCCUGCAGAAAUCGGUGGAGCAGUUCGACGUGAUCGACCCAGAGACAAACGACACAUUUCUCAAAAUACUGCCGAGCAAGUGCUUCCCGGACAAACCAGAUCCGGCCAUGGAGGAGUGGUACGAGGGCGUUGCUGCUAGACUCAGAAGGGAGGCAGAGGCAGAGGCAAGUGGAGCGCACGUUGAGGACGAGCCGCGGAGCUCAGCAGACAUGCCAGGAGAUGGGUCGUCUGCAGAUGAGAAAACGGGUGCAUUCAAGUACUUCGAAGAUCCCAUGUACCGCAAGUCUCGGCCCAGACCGACCUUCAUGCGACAUGUAUCCAAAGAGCAAGCUCGUGCGAACAACGACCACGGACCCGUGUCGAGAGUCAGGCACAUGCUGAACCCCUUCAGUCGGCGGCGCAGCCUUGUACCGGGGCGCUACGACGACGACGACAGCUACUCAGAAGAAGAUGCUACCCCGGUUGCGCCCAAUCCACCGUCCACCCAACGGUACCCUUCACACAGGCGCACUUACCCACCACGACACGAAAGUUCACUGUCCACGACGGACUCUGACUCUGAUCCUGAGAAGCCGCCGUCGAGACGACGCACGCCUGUCCUUGGUCAUCGAAGACCACACGAGCCGCCCAUCUCGCCGAGGGAAUACUUCCCCACCUAUCCCGAGCCCUAUCGCCCCUCGACACAGCAUGUCCCAAGUGAGAGGCCUGAGGUCAGAACACCCAGCGCGCCCCCACCACAGCCAGUGUACGGUCCGACCAAGUCACCUCUCUUCGCUACGCACGUUGCGCAGAUGCAGGCACGAAACUACUACGAUCGCCCGGCCAUGCCGGCACGAACGAGCUACCGACCCCUACCGGCGGCCCAUGUCAGGUAUGCAAGCCAACCAUCGCCGAUGAGCCCGCAGCGAGAUGUGGAUGCGCCGUAUACGCGUGAGCACGACCGCUACAGCCACCGCGACCGAGAUACUCCGUGGGAGGGUGGAAGCAGCCACCACGGCAGCAGCCAGUCGCAGUCGCACCGCCGCCAUUCUUCAACAGGAGAUGCCAUGUACGCCCGGGAACGCGGCAAUGAGGACCGCGACAUGGCUAGGACACGCAGUCACGACCGAGCGAGGGAUGGGUGGGACGGGCGAGAGAAAGACAGGAGUCGAGACAAGCGAAGCUACGACCGAAGCAGAGGAGACAGCGGUGACAGAGAUCGGGACAGGGACAGAGACAGGGACAGGGACAGGGACAGAGAUAGGCACCGAGGGUUGCAUAGGUAUGUCGGGGGUGUGGAGGGGGGUGUUGGGGGGAGGAGGUAUCCUGUUCCACAUGCUGAUGGUUACUAAAGCGUGCACAGGGUUGGAGGGAGAAUGGCUAGGCUGUUGAAGGAGUUCUGA
This is a messenger RNA of Ascochyta rabiei, 1836 nucleotides long. RefSeq lists its product as uncharacterized. The transcript has 2 exons. The record is from RefSeq and is a predicted model, not a curated record. The coding region runs from base 1 to 1785 and encodes 594 amino acids. NCBI's taxonomy places the organism in Eukaryota, Fungi, Ascomycota, Dothideomycetes, Pleosporales, Didymellaceae.